Molecule: messenger RNA, 1698 nt
Organism: Abrus precatorius (Indian licorice)
Lineage: Eukaryota; Viridiplantae; Streptophyta; Magnoliopsida; Fabales; Fabaceae
Product: elongation factor Tu, mitochondrial
Exons: 12
Coding region: 81-1430 (449 amino acids)
Biological process (GO): mitochondrial translational elongation
Cellular component (GO): mitochondrion
Molecular function (GO): translation elongation factor activity; GTP binding; GTPase activity
Source: RefSeq, a predicted model, not a curated record
GUUCUCAGCUAAAACCCUCGCCUCUUCAUCUUCAUCUUCUUCUCUUCCUCUUAGCUUAGGGCUUUUCACUCUUCACUUCAAUGGCCACUCUCGCUCUCAGAAAUUCCUCUUCCACUUGCAAACGCCUCUUUCCCUUCACCUCUCAAAUCCACUCUUCCUUCUCUCGUUCCCCUCUCUCUGCCCCUGCUUUUCCCAAUGACACCUCUUCUUCUUCCAAUUCCAAUCCCUGGUGGAGAUCCAUGGCCACUUUCACCAGAACAAAACCUCACGUUAAUGUCGGAACUAUUGGACACGUUGAUCACGGGAAGACCACUCUCACUGCGGCAAUAACUAAGGUGCUUGCCGAUGAAGGGAAAGCGAAGGCGGUGGCGUUUGAUGAAAUUGAUAAGGCUCCUGAAGAGAAGAAGAGAGGAAUCACGAUUGCAACGGCACAUGUUGAGUAUGAGACCGCAAAACGACAUUAUGCGCAUGUUGACUGCCCUGGACAUGCGGAUUAUGUUAAGAAUAUGAUUACAGGAGCUGCACAGAUGGAUGGUGGUAUACUUGUUGUGUCUGCACCUGAUGGACCAAUGCCUCAAACCAAGGAGCACAUUCUUCUUGCUCGCCAAGUUGGUGUGCCAUCCCUUGUGUGUUUUUUAAAUAAAGUUGAUGCUGUUGAUGAUCCAGAGUUGUUGGAGCUUGUAGAAAUGGAGCUCCGCGAGCUUCUGAGCUUCUACAAGUUCCCUGGGGAUGAAAUUCCUAUCAUUAGAGGUUCAGCAUUGUCUGCUUUACAGGGUACAAAUGAAGAGAUUGGAAGAAAGGCUAUUCUAAAAUUAAUGGAUGCUGUAGAUGCAUACAUUCCUGACCCUGUUCGCCAACUUGAUAAGCCUUUCCUAAUGCCAAUUGAAGAUGUAUUCUCAAUUCAGGGACGAGGAACAGUAGCCACUGGUCGUGUUGAACAAGGGAUCGUGAAAGUUGGUGAUGAAGUGGAGGUGUUGGGUCUUAUGCAGGGUGGUCCUCUAAAAACAACAGUAACUGGAGUUGAAAUGUUCAAGAAGAUUUUGGAUCAAGGACAAGCUGGUGAUAAUGUUGGUCUUCUUCUCCGAGGUUUGAAACGUGAAGAUAUUCAACGUGGUCAGGUCAUUGCCAAGCCUGGUUCUGUAAAAACAUACAAGAAAUUUGAGGCAGAAAUAUAUGUGCUCACAAAAGAUGAGGGUGGGCGACACACUGCUUUCUUCUCUAACUAUAGACCUCAGUUUUACUUGAGGACAGCUGAUGUCACUGGAAAAGUAGAGUUGCCUGAAAACGUUAAAAUGGUUAUGCCUGGAGACAACGUUACUGCUGUCUUUGAAUUGAUUUCAGCAGUUCCACUUGAAGCUGGACAAAGAUUUGCUUUGAGAGAAGGCGGCAGAACAGUUGGUGCAGGUGUGGUGUCAAAAGUAUUGAGCUAAUACGUGCAAUGUGAUUCAACUUUUAUUCUACACAUUUGCAAAAGGGGUUGGAGGCCCCGGUACCUGACUAUUAUCUUGAAAAUUACAAACUGUGUGCCAAGAAAUUAAUAUUAAGCGGUUGUGUUGGAUGAAAUUGAGUAAAUUUUAGAGAAGUUCAUCUUCAUUGUUCAUUUUUGUAGUGCAUAAUUUAUCAACAUGCUCUUGAUCGCUGCAGACUGUUUAUGCUUUAUGAAAAAUAAUUCGUUAAUCAUCUUUAUGUGUUUAACAG